Molecule: messenger RNA, 1528 nt
Organism: Odocoileus virginianus texanus
Lineage: Eukaryota; Metazoa; Chordata; Mammalia; Artiodactyla; Cervidae
Gene: SLC48A1
Product: solute carrier family 48 member 1
Biological process (GO): heme transport
Cellular component (GO): plasma membrane; lysosomal membrane
Molecular function (GO): heme binding; heme transmembrane transporter activity
Source: RefSeq, a predicted model, not a curated record
AUGGCCCCGUCCCGCCUGCAGCUCGGCCUUCGCGCCGCCUACUCGGGUCUCAGCUCCGUGGCCGGCUUCUCCAUCUUCCUCGUCUGGACGGUGGUCUACAGACAGCCGGGCACCGCGGCCAUGGGGGGGCUCGCAGGUGUGCUGGCGCUGUGGGUGCUGGUGACGCACGUGAUGUACAUGCAGGAUUACUGGAGGACGUGGCUCAAGGGGCUGCGCGGCUUCUUCUUCGUGGGCGUGCUCUUCUCAGCCGUCUCCGUCGCCACGUUCUGCACCUUCCUGGUGCUGGCCAUCACUGGACACCAGAGCCUCACAGACCCCAACAGCUACUACCUCUCUUGUGUCUGGAGCUUCAUUUCCUUCAAGUGGGCCUUCCUGCUUAGCCUCUACGCCCACCGCUACCGGGCUGACUUUGCUGACAUUAGCAUCCUCAGCGAUUUCUGACCCCACGGGAUGAGGGCUCUGCACCCCGACAGUCCUCAGGACCUGGACUCAGCCUCUGAGACAUCAGGCGGACUUGUACACCCCCUGGGAACCCCAGAACGGAGGCGGAAAAUACACAGCAGGACAACGGAUGGUGGUCUCCAUGAAGCUGUCCUGUCCCUUUCGGGGGAGCCCUGGGUGCUGUGGGAAGGGGUCCUGCCAUGCUGCUCAUCAGCCUGGCUGGAGGGCAGCUUUAGACCUUUAAAACGUGGAUCUAUUUUCUUAGCACUCAGUGGGCAGUCCUUGUAAGCAGGCCAGGGCAACAGUGAAGGCAGUGGGGCCUUGGCGGUGCCCGGGGCCCAGGGGCAGGCCGUAUGGUCUCUGCUGCCCCGGGCCUUCUCCCUCAGGCAGGGUGGGACCCUGGGGAGGUCAGGUCAGAUAAGGGAUCUCUAGUAGAGACUUCUCAACCCCCCACCCCAGCACCCUCAUCCCUGUGUCCCCCAAGUGUCAGGUAGUUGAACUCACUGGUCCCAGGGGUGGGUGACAUUGGCUCUCUUUUCCCGAGGCCUGGGGACCUGGGGGGGGCCUCAGCAUCCCUCUCCCCACCCUGUUCCCACAGCGCUGGCUCCAAGAUCGUGCUAGAGCCGGCGCCCCUUCACCACGUACAUCAGAGCAGGAUGCCCCAAAUGAGGCCAGACUCACGGUCUUGGGGGAGGUGCUCCUGCCCCCCAAAGGGCUUUAGGGAAGGGGGCAGCACAGCUUGGGCGAGAAGCAGAGGCUUCUAGAGCCCAACAUUUCCUCUCAUACCUGGCACUCCUCCUGGCACCCGAGUCCCCCACCCCCACCCCGCACCGCCCCUGCCAGCUGCCCUUCAUGAGAGCUUUUUAUCUUUCCAAGUCCCCCUUCCGAAAGACGAAAUCUGCUCUACUGCCUAUACACUGGCCCAAGGGCUCACCGCGCUCGGGAGGGAAGGGGCUCCAUCAAUCUUUUCUUCGGCUGCCAUUGUGCACGGUCCACCCCUCUCCCACCCGAUGUGUCCUGCCCCUCGGCUCUCUGCCUUAUCUGUGUCACCGUCACUUUAGCACAAGUACAGUGGCCAUUUAUAUCA